AUCAAUUAACGUAAAUAAUAACUAUAACUCUGCCGGACUACAAUCAAUCACCUCUUGUUGUUGUCCAAUUAGAGGUGUCAUAUAUACCACCCUUUUACAAAAACCACAUCUCUUAUGGUGAUUUACAAAAGUUGGUGUCUGAUGUGAAACUCACGAGGCUGGAAUUGGGAACUUGGAAAUGGGGAAAGCUUCCAGACAUGUAUGGGACUAAAGAAUCAAAACCUACAUUGAUUAGAACGGGCCUAGCUUAGCUACUUUCUCCUUCCCUUCUUUUUCAGCCAGAAAUCAUUGCCCUGGAAGUCAAGAAAAUGAAUUAUUACUCACUCGAGUGCACCUAAUUGAGACCUUUCCUGUAUUUUCCUGUGAAGAAAACAUGACGAGAGAAGACAGCAGCAGGGGAUCUAUAUUUCCUCCCCCUAAUUUGUGGAUCGAUUCUACCCCAUUAAGCCCAGUGAUGAUGAAAAUAAAAAGAAUAAAGAAAGCUCCAUUUAUGGAUAACUCAAAAGUUGGGGGGGAAUUUGAGCAUAUGCUAUUAAUGGAAAACGAUUGAAACAAUAGUGCAAGAUAAUAAGAUAUGGCUGAAUCGAUUCAGUGGCCAGUAUCCUCCACAAAGUUGGAAUUUGAAAUUCCACUAUGUUAUGCUGGCCGGUGUGAUCAUUGUUCUACUGUUAUACUCUUUUGUCAUUCUUCCAUCAAUCUUGUUGAUUAGGGCCCGGAAGAAAAGUUAAAGAAUCCACAUAUUGGGUGGUGAGGAUGGGUGAAUUGAAAAGAAUUGUGUGAUUUCACUGAUUUGGAUUCAAUGUGUCAUAUACGUGGGAAUUUGGAUACAAUCCAAGCAUAUGAAUUGCAAAAAGACUGGUGAUGGUGUGAGCUUCUUUGAGCUAGUGGCAUCGAGAUCGAUUUGGUCACUGAUCUGGUUGCCUGGAGUGGAGUUCCUUGUCGAAUCUAAUGAUGAUACAUUGCAUUUAUUGGGCUUUAUACCCCAACCAAAUAUUCUAGGGCAAGAUAGCAAAAUUACUUCAUUGCUAUGAUUGGCACAUGCCUGACGAGUUCUUACAAAACAUUUGCAUUGCAUUUAGUUUCAUAAGUUUAAAAUAUAUGAAAUUUAUAGAUGUCAAUUUGAGAGAUUUUAUAUUUUGAUCUGUGAAAUCUUUUAUGAUUUAACCCACUAAAUAAUCUCCUGGUUAAAAAGUAAACAUGUUAUUUGAUAACAAAUUAAAUUCAUAUUCUCAAUCGAAUGUUUUCCAUCAAUGCUAUAAAAAGCAGAACACUAAUCCUUUUUCAACAAUUCGAUUAGUUAAAAUCUGUAGAUGGUUUAUAAUAUGGAGAUUUAGAGUAUAAAUUUUCAACCAUUCAUUUAUAUUAUUUACAAAAAUACCACUUUUCUUGGAGAGAGAAAAAACCCACCUUUUUCGAUUAUUUGACUACGAAAAACAGAAAAUGAUUGUGUUUACUAAAUUGAAUUGGAACAAUGAACAAUUCCGAUAUUAGGGGUGUGUAACGGGUUGCUUCGUAGCGGACUGUAUCAAACCAAAUCGAUGAUUGAAUUGGACCAUACUGAACCAAAUAUAAUAUGUUUCAGUCAUUGGUCCCAUUAAUUUUAUAAAUAUAGAAGAAAAAUGAACUGAAUUGAUAUUUAAACCAGAUAAAAAUAGACCGUAUGUACUGUCGGCCCAAUACUUAAUUCUAAAAUGACUUGCAGUACUGUUGGACCGCGAUUCUCCCCAAUUUGGAACGGACGAAAUGAAACAGUCCCACACCCUUCUAGAUAUCAUGUCCUUAUCAGUUAUCACUACCAGCAAGCUAGAGGAUAUCUAGCUAGCACGCUCUGCGAAGAUUGAAUUGGAACAAUGAACAAUUCGAAUAAGAUGAGAGAAGAAAAAGAACAACCGAGCGGGAAGAAAGUAACCUUAUCGGACCAGAUGAGAUGAAAUCAAACCAUCAAAGUGGGAUGGACGAACUUUUGUUUGGCUUUUCCCCUUUUUUGCUGACCGAAUGCUGAUCAUCCAUUUCUAAGAUUUGUUUUCUCCAGAAAAUGAUAAGUACUGAUUGGAUAUGUUGUGUUGGCCAUAAACAAUAAACAAGUACUUUUUUUGGCCGUCUGCAGCUAAAAAAUCAAAGACAAAAUUAGAGGUUACGUAGCGAUCUGGAGGUUAUGGUUCUGUCAGCCAGCUUAUUUAAUUAGGUGUAAUUAAAAUUGCAGAAAAGGAAAAAAAAAAUUCUAAUCAAACUUGAAGUUGGUAUUUCAACUGUCGAAAGAGAAUAAGAUGUUACAAACUGCAUGUACCUUCACUCUCAAAGAAGGAUAUAAUUCUCCAUCCUAUAUAACAUAUGAGAAUCAAUAUUCUUACCAUCUAAUAUUGGUCGUCGGGUUUCAAAAAUUUCUAUCACUAACUAGAUCAGUGGUUGAUAUGACGGAGAUACUAAGAAUAUUCGCAUUGAUGGAAUUUAUGAGAUUAAACAGACUAUCUACUCAUAUGAUGCAUGUUGAACAUAUAACUUUCAUUUUUAAUCUUACGAUAACAACGGUGUUACAUUGAUGUGUUAUUGAUAGAGACGCGAUCGUAAUAUCUCUGAAUAUGGUGUUGUCUCUAGUACGGUAUCACAAACCAUAGAUAAUACUCAAACAUGCUGUAAAAUUCCUUUACAUUAUGCAAUUUUUUCUGAACAAUAUAAGACAAAAACACAUUCAAUUACACACCUCCACGGUGAGUUGACAACUUCGAGUUCCUGUUGUCUUUCUGUCGUGAGAGAUUUUGUGUAUCUUGUGGUUGAGUCAUCAAUGUAACGCCAAUGUUCAAAAAUCUGAAAUUAUUUAUUUUAUUUUAUUUUUGUGAAGGUAUUCAGUAUUCACCGUAAAUGUUGCAGCCCAUGUCAAAAGAAAGAAGACUCCCGGGUACCGGCAAUCUGCCAUUCGGGCUGGACCAGCAAUGUUAAUCUGACUGGGCCUUGUGGCCCAUGGGCCUUCUGGUUCGCUUGCAGAACUCACAGUUCCCUAGGCAGUGAAUUUCUUUUAGGAGCGCUUUCCCCGAUUUGGUGCAUCGGAAUCCGAUGUAGACCUAACUUUAUCCCAACUGAACUCUGCGUCCAAAAUUUCAUUAUCAUCCAAACUUAAAUCAAAAGCAGUAACGUCUCUACAAAUCCGUAAACUGAGCUUUCAAUUGCUUCUCUUGAAGAGCAUUCCAUUUGCCAGGUGAAACUUCCUUCCUUACACUAUUUCAAUCCCUCGCUCGUCCUUUUGGUUCAAUCUGCUCUGUUCCUUACUCUUCUGCUCAAUCAUCCUUAGUCCCGCGGAAUCUGGCGAUUGAAGCUGGAGCUUCAAUGGAUGAGAAACCAUCUGGGUUGAAAAAAUGGGUAGAAUCUACACUCUGAAGAACUCAGUUGCGUUCGUGGGUCUGCUAGUCUCCGUUUGCUGCAUCUUCGUGGUCAUGCUCUCACUCCUCCGGCUCCCAGAUGUGACCCUCGGCGGGAACAGAGCAAUGAUGGGUCCCUACAAGACCUUCAGCAACCGGAAGGAAGUGGUCGCCGGCGACGAGAAGCUCGGCAAGUACGGUGAGAUGAUGGUUCAAAUGCUGCCGGACGACCUUGCUUUCACGGUCUUUGUGCCUUCCGAGAGGGCAUUCGAGCGUGACCUUGGGCUACGAUCUGCAGCUGCCGACGAUGAUGAUAACAGCUCGAGGAGGAACGAUACUUACGCUGUAGUUUCUCGAGUUCUGGGGUUCUCAGCCGUACCUCGAGCUCUACAUUCGAGCGUGGUUGCUCCAGGAGAGGAGGUUUCUUACGAUUCGUUGUCAGGAUUGACUUUGUUCGUGUCGAAGGAUUCGGAGGGAACGCUGGUCGUGAACAGGAUUCCGGCGGAGAGAGUGGAUAUCAGGAGGAAGGCGAUCCUUGUUCAUGUGAUGGAUGGAGUUAUCAUGGAUGCUGAGUUCGAGCAGUCCGUUCAGCCUGAUCUUGAUGACACUACUGAUUGAUCAUUGCAUAUAAACUAGUGUAUUAUUA
Messenger RNA from Linum trigynum, 3999 nucleotides. The record is from the annotation of a GenBank genome assembly. Lineage: Eukaryota; Viridiplantae; Streptophyta; Magnoliopsida; Malpighiales; Linaceae.